Vittaforma corneae ATCC 50505 is the source of this 474-nucleotide messenger RNA. RefSeq lists its product as uncharacterized. The transcript has a single exon. The record is from RefSeq and is a predicted model, not a curated record. Gene Ontology annotation, biological process: mRNA splicing, via spliceosome. NCBI's taxonomy places the organism in Eukaryota, Fungi, Microsporidia, Nosematidae. Bases 1 to 474 code for a protein of 157 amino acids. Gene Ontology annotation, molecular function: RNA binding. Gene Ontology annotation, cellular component: precatalytic spliceosome; catalytic step 2 spliceosome; U2 snRNP.
AUGAGAGUAGUCGUGAAAAAUCUACCAGAAACAACCAGUAAAUCCGAAAUAGAAAUACAUUUUGCAAAACAGGGCAAUGUGACCGAUGUCUACAUGCUCGUUAAUUCCAAAAACCAAUUUAGAAGAAUAUGCUUUAUUGGGUAUUCGUCAUCCGAAGAGGCUGUGAGCGCUGUUAAGUAUUUCGACAAUACGUACUUUAAAAACCAUAAAAUAAAAGUAGAGAUAGCACAAGAGGAGAGUAAGAAUGUAGAAGCGAACGAAACAAAACUAAGAAGAGCGCUAUAUUCUAAAACCAUCGUGGUCAAAAAUAUUGGUGAGGAUAUGAGUGAGGAUGCCAUUGCGGAAAGUCUAAAUAGCUAUGGAGCAGUUGAGAAUGUUCAAGUAGAAAAAAAGAAAAAUUCAUCUACUGGGCAUGCAAUCGCUAUAGUCAAAUUUAAGAGAGGGAGGAUGCUGAGGAAGCUUUUAAAAAUUUGA